This is a messenger RNA of Colletotrichum costaricense, 2040 nucleotides long. RefSeq lists its product as uncharacterized. Lineage: Eukaryota; Fungi; Ascomycota; Sordariomycetes; Glomerellales; Glomerellaceae. The transcript has a single exon. The record is from RefSeq and is a predicted model, not a curated record. Bases 1 to 2040 code for a protein of 679 amino acids.
AUGUCUCGUCUCAAAUGGACUCUGGAUACCUUACCGCGAGAGCUCUUAGUCAACAUCUGCGAGAUUCUAUACUAUGACGAUCGCGCUCCAAGUCUCGCUUCGUUCUCUGCAGUCAACAAGACAUGCCGUGACGCUGCCAUAGGCAUCUUGGUCCGCAACAUCGAUUUUAUCAUUGACGAUGACGAGUCUCCAGGCGCCUGGCACAGCCUGCACCUCAAUACCCUGAGUUGCGAACUAAUGCUUCGCAAAAACGAUCUCUUGUCUCAAGUGCGCCAGAUCUCCAUCUGGGGCGAGCCACCGACACCCGGAAAGGACUAUGCGAACGGCCCUUACUUGACAGAGAACCGUUACGAUUCACGUCAGUCCGGGUGGAAACAAGGUCGCAUGUUUGCCGCCGAGGUGGCUGAAGACGACGCAAGAAAGAUGGACGACUGCAACCUAGUGGGUACGCGUAACUAUUGGGAAGGAUAUGCCAACUGCCAGUGGACCUACGAUAGUAGUUCGGCCUGGUCACCAAUUGCCAGGCUCAUUAAAGAACUGUCAAAUCUGAGUGACAUCCUCUUCACAUGUCCUACUCAAUUCCCUCCCUCACUGUUCGCCACCUUGAAACAAUACCACCCUAGAUGCAGAAUUCAUCUCCCCACUUUCAACCUACUCUCUCUACGGGAUCCACGUCCUGACGAAUACGAACUUGACCUUGUGCAUUCUCCGAACCUUUACAGCAUCGACUGCUCGCAUUUUCAUAUUUAUCCAGCUGUGAAUCAGCUCAAUACGACCGUGAUGCGGAUGCUUACUAGGACGGCACCAGGGCUACAGGAAGUGCGCGUCGCAUACGACUCUACUCAGGACGCCCCCUAUGAGCUACAUGAGAUCUCCUGGAGCGGCGCGAAGGGCUUGGAUUCAUGCUUUCCGCAACACCGCAAGUCAUUGCGAACUUUCCACUUAACAUGGGAUCCGGAUUUGUCAGACUACAGCCUCCUUCGCAAAUGGGGUCUCUUCAUUGACUUUGACGCUCUACGAAUCCUCAGACUGCCAGAGCCUUUGGGCCCACAGGGGCUCGAACUCUUGGACACCUACUCAUUUCCAUUCCUUAAGAACCUGGUUUUGAACAUCGUCAAUCUGUCUUCGAUGGACGACCCGGGAUACGAGCGAGAGAGACUGAUCACGCAGUUUAUCGAUCGACGCACGAAGCUCUGGACGCUGGAGGUGAUUGGCUGGAAUAGUUCUCAUCUCGGAAAACUGUUGAGCCCGUCUUGUAGCUUCGCAUUGCGAACUUUGGAUUUGCAGAGCAACCGGUAUACUACAGACCCAUUUAACGCCCAGGUCAUUGCUCUCAUCGCACAGCGCUGGCCCUUAAUCGAGGACCUAGCCAUAAGGGUGCGGCGCUCCAAGGGAGAUGAAGAAGAGAUGGCUAUUUACGUGGCUCUCGGUAAAUUGCGACGACUCCGAAAGUUAUCUCUACGUCUCAUGCCUAUGCAACGAGGCUGGCAGUUUCCGCAGAACCGUAGGACACUAUCUCUACCAGCGACUGCGGCGCCUGGGGAAGUUAACGGAGAUGCUACCGUGGACAGAUUGAACCCAAACUAUCGAGAAGAGUACCGGGACCUACUCAUCAACGUUGCGGUGGAUGAGACGCUAGCUUGUGCAAUCUUCCACGCCAUCUCAACAGAGGGAGGAACUUUCCAGCAUCAGAACUUGGAAAAGCUGGAGUUGCGGGUUGACGAUUGGUCGUGGGCGGAACAGCUGCAGGGGAAAGGGCAAGAAGUCAGAGCUUUCUGCAGCAUCCUUGGUCGACCUUGGAAUGUUCGACGCGACCAUAGGUUCAAUCAUAGAUCGGAGGUGUCUGCCCUAUUGGUUGGGGACAAGUUCAACACCUGGAGAGCUACAGCUGGCACGGUACCUGGCUUGGUGGAAGGUCUAUUGCACGAGGUGUUCCGCGAAAUCUGGCCGCGAGCUCAAGGCAGCGGAUCGGAAGCGAGGCAUUCAUGGCAAACGGAUUGGAAGAGCUUCCCGCUUUCUGCCUAUGGCCACAGAUCGUAA